AUGGCGCUCAUCCUGAAAAGCAAAACAACCAGCUGCAACGACAACACAUACCUUCUCAUUACAGCGGAAAUCAAAUUUAGCAAGAUGAAACCCAUGCCUGUUUCAAUAUUCAACUGUGGAUUGAGGGAAUUAAUUCACAAUGAAUUGCAAACUGGUUUCACGCACCAUCCCCAAAAAGAAUCGCUUCAGGUCUGUUUUGUGGAGCUCUCUCAAAUGGUAAAGCUGCCGCCGCCAUUUGAUUUCAGAAGCUAG
Podarcis lilfordi (Lilford's wall lizard) is the source of this 252-nucleotide messenger RNA. The record is from the annotation of a GenBank genome assembly. Lineage: Eukaryota; Metazoa; Chordata; Lepidosauria; Squamata; Lacertidae.